GACUGGCAAACAUGCGGUGGUGUUGUCUUGAUUUUUCCUUCAGUGGUUAACAUUAAAGCAUGAUUCGUUAUUCUUCGUUGUGUGUUGUGAAGCAAGAAGCAGUUAGUGUGUCCCUGGUGCUUGCGGAAUUGUGUUUAGUGACUAUGGGCAGACAGGACACGGUGGAUGCCGCAGGCAGCUGUACUGGGAGGUAACAUGUCGAUCGUGGUGUCGUCGCUCACCAUUGCGACGCAGUUGGCCCUGUCGCAUGUCAUCCGUGGCCACCUGAGCGAGUUGAUCCACAAUGAGCUACUCAAGGGCUGUCUGCUGGAACUGGUUGCUGCGGCAGAGAUGUGUGGCUCCUGCUUCGAGCUGAUCAUCAUUGCUGACAACUAUGGUGUAUAUGCUUAUGCUGUUUACCUCUUCCUGAUGACCAUAUGGUGGGGCCAGUCUUGGGGUACUGCCACUGCUUGCCCAUACAGUUUGCUAGAGGAAUAUGUGGAGGUCGGUGCUAACCCUCUGCAUGUAGUUCUCAAGAUAAUUGCUCAGGUCAUAGGUGGUCUGGCAUCUUUCAGAUGGGUGAAGUACAUCUGGAUGAUGGAGCUGGCACAGACACACGUUGGACGUGGUGUUGACGACUGCACUGCUGACCUACAGGUUCCUGUCUUCUUUGGCUUCCUCAUUGAGUGCAUGCUUACCUGUGCCUGCCGACUUGUAUCCCGAUCUCUUGGUGAAGUUGAGCCCAGAUUUGCUCCUGCUAUCGACUCCUUCUUUUCUACUUCCAUGGUCGUACUUGCAUUCAACUACUCUGGUGGCUACUUCAACCCAGUCUUAGCAACAGGUCUAAAAUGGAGCUGCCGUGGCCACACCAAUGCUGAGCAUGUGGUGGUGUACUGGGCUGGGUCCAUCCUAGGUGCUAUGCUGUCCAUUAGGCUCUGGAACCUGGGUAUUGUCAAGAAAACACUUGUUGAACCCUUUAAAUCAAAGAAGGAAUAAUAUUCUUGGAACACACCCAAGAAAGAUUCAUUCUUUUCCAGGAAGGAUAGCAUGGAAGCAUAAAGCAUUCUUCAAGAGGAACAAUAACUUUGAAAGAAAAGAUUCAAACUCUGAAGUUCAACAUAUUAUACUAGAGCUUUGGGUAAGGGCAUUGUAUGUAUGCUGAAGGAAUCUUCAUGCCAGUGUUGAUUUGUAAGAAGACUUAAGUCAUUGUAUGGUACUCUUUCCUUUUAGUAUAAUUUUCACCUGGAAGUUGGGUGUUGAGUAUUCCUUGGCAUAUGCACUAUAAAUCACUACAUUAGAGUAGUGUAUACAAGAAGUAUCAAAUGUGUACAAGUAUUAAUUUAACCUGUAAAGGAAGGCAAUAUUUGAAAAACAGUUUAAGUGAUGAAAUGAUAAAAUAUUUGUCUGUUCUGAUGACAAACUCCUGGUUCUUAAUUCAGCUCUUUCUUCCUACCUCCACCUUUCACUUGCUUUUAAACUAUCUGCUGUACGAUCAGAUAUAUCAGUCACUCCUCUAAAAAAUAUGCACAGUACAUACUGGUAAAUGAAUGAUUUUGUUUUACUUGCUAAUGCACAAUUCAGCAGUCUUCUUUUUAUAAACUUCAUUAUAUCUCUUAUACUCAGUUUUAUUAAAUGUAUUACUGUACUUUUUCUCCAACCUCAUUGUAAGCAACACAUUACCAAAUGUCUCUUAUUUGGUUUUACACCAGGAACUUCCUGCAACUUUCUUUAGUCAUAUUUAAGUUAUAAAGUCUCUCCAAAUUUUUCUCACUUGGUUAAAAAUUCUCAUUUUCACUUAAAAUGUACUAGAACCUGUCUUGCAUUUUUUCACACCCAUGUGGAUACUUUUAACGAACUUUGCACAUCCUACCUUCAUUUUUAUCUACACAAUUUUUUAAUUAAUAUAUCCAUACCCAAUUAGUUUUCCAGUUCACUCAACAGUAUUGCUAAUCCUUUAUUUUUUUUACUCUGACACCAGACUUAAUCUCUAUUUCUUCCUCUAUCUACACUCUUCUAACUUACUUUAAUGUUUUACUUAGUACCAAGACAUCCAUUUUUCUUUCAUUCAUAACACUGCUUUUCUUUAAAAUUCAGAUAUCCCCAAAGUCAAGCAGUGUGAUGUAUUUCUGCUGGGAUCCUGCAAUUCCUCUGCCCUAGUAUGUGACCACUAAAAGCCAACUAACUCAUAGAUAGGCUUUGUUUACUGCCUAGUGAACAAGAGGCAGCAGUAGUAAGGAGACUUGUUCAUGUAUCUCAUUUCUUAUGGAGAUUGAGCCCUGUUCCUUUUGGUAGUUCAGCCACCCAUGAGUGUUCAAACCAUUUAUGAAAUAUUUAUACAUUUUUGGUGAACUACUUUUUUGUUCCUUUUACUAUGUAAUACUACAAAUUAAAAUUUCAAAGAACUGUCUGUUGCUCUUGGGUAGCAAAGAUUCUAUACCUUGAAUUUUUUUUUUAUUAAUCAAUGUUUACUAUAAUUAAAAUCAUCAUUAGAUAAGCUUAUUCAUAAAUUUUCAUUUAAUUAAAAUCAUUAUUACACUAAUUUAUCAUACAGUAGAUCCUCAAUUACUGAACAUCAUUUUUAUAUGGAUUUUUUUUUUAUUUUUUUUAUUUUUUUUUGUUGAGGUGCCAGAUCAGACAAGACCACUUAUAAGGUUUGAACUUGAACCUUGUAUGCAGCAUGCCUACAAGACUGAAGUCCAAAUGUUUUGAGAUGAAUUGAAAUGUCCCAAUACUGUCUUCUGCUGCUUUUCUAAGCCAAUCAGCCAUUGCAUAAUCAGUGUCUUGGAGCUUAGUGGAAUAUUUGUUUUGUAAAUAUUAUCCAUUACUAGUGAAGUUCAGUAACAUCGUGCAAUUUUACAUACUGAUGGAGUGGCAAGGCAUAUAACUUAUAGUUAGGGGGACAGUUAAGAUGAGGUCCCUUCUUAAUCUUUAGUCUUAUCAGAAGUAAUUCAUGUUAGGCAGUGGGAUUACCAUAUUAGUAUGUCAAGACAGUCCAGUUACUGUGUCAGAAUUUAAUAUUCCAAGCCAGCUGUAAUGUUGUAGUAUUUUUGAUGCUUUACGAUACCAUCUGAGCUAAGUUUAUUACCAAUAAUGAUGUAAUAAAUGAAGUGUUACUUCUGUACAAAUAUGUAGGUGAAGUUUACAAACAGUCACUUUACUUACUUAAUGUAGAUAUUUUUGUGACAGUAUAUUUAAUAUUACUGGUACAGUAUUAUUAUUAAUACAGUAUUAUUGUUUUUGCAUAAAGAGGCAUUAAACCUGUGUGGUUCAUUUAAUAUUUCAUUGACAAAUACAAUUUUUUUAUACCGUAAUAAAUUUUUAAAUAUUUUUGACGUGGUAGCUGAAGGGUACAAUUACCUAUUCUCUUGAUAGUAAUCAAACAAUUAAUCACUUGCUAUGAUUAAGUGAGCCCCUUUCACAUUGUACAAAAUAUUUGCUGCUGUAAAAAUAAAAUUAAUCUAUGCUUCUGCAGUGAAGAUAUAAGCAAACUCUGGGCCUGUUCAAACCUAUAGUACAAGUUUUGCAAAAUAUGCACAUGUAAACUACAAUAGAGCACACAGACAGUUUUAUGACAUACAAUGGCUCAGUUUUGGACCUGAUAGUUGUCAGAUCAGUGCUUCAGAAGCACCAUAAACUUCUGUUGAUCUUCAUAUAUGUGAAGUAUAUACAGUGGACCCUCGCCUUACGAUCAGCUCCCAGCUCGAACAAUUAUGCAAGUGUAUUUUUGUAAGUGCUUUUGUACGUGCAUUUUUGGGGGUCUAAAACGGACUAAUCUAAUUCACAGUAUUCCUUAUGGGAACAAAUUCGUUCGGUAACGGCACCCGAACAGACUUCUGGAAUGAAUUAAUAUCGUAAGUCGGGGGUCCACUGUAUAUAAACAAAAUGCACAGAAUACGUAUGAAUUUUGCCACUUUACAUUUACUGAUAUCUGCCUUACAAGUCACUAAAUUAUUGUAACAUGACUAAGAUUAUUAUGCAAGUAGAAAAGCAUAGAUCCUAUUGUAGUUGUAGAUUUUUCUCUGUUAAUAAUGUAGGAUAACUCGAGAAAGCCAAGCAUUGUGGCUUUUAGUAAAAUCCUUUGGGCCUCUGCACUUGGAUGUGACUCAUAAGUCAGUUAAUUCCUAGGAACUGUACCUAUUUACUGCUAGGUGAACCAGGGCUGAGGGUGCAAGGAGAUUUGCUCAUUUGUGUCUUUGCCUGGGUUCCUUUGGAUGAGCCAAAUACUCUACUACUAAGUUACCUACUUCACAUGAUAGACUUGCUGUGGUGGUGCUCGUGUGCUUCAUAAUCAUUGUUGCUACAUUAGAGUUGCUAUACUGUUGGUGUCUUCUGUAUACCAAAUGUAGUUCUGUGCUGGCACCACAACAAAAUAGUUUUAUGCAUGGCUGGCGUUAGUCUGUGCUACGUACACUAGUACUAGCAUUUAUCAUUGGUAUGAUUUGACCUUUAUCUUGAUGGAGCUGGGAAGGUGACAGCAACCUGGUUUUGAAAUGCAGUAGCUUCUGGAAUUACUCUGAUUGCAUUGUUUAUAGAAAUAUUGUUUUUCAUAUUGGUACCUUCCUAGGACUGAAUGAAACUGAUAUUUGUUACUAAUAUGGGGGUAAAUUGUGACUAGCAUUGAUGUCUUUGUUAAAUCUUGUGUUAUCAUGUAUAGUAAUGUUCACAUAAUUAAAGGACUAGCAAAAGUUUUGGUCCAGUUUAGGAUUGAAUGUUGCAUGUUGCUUCUGAAUCCAUUUAUUUAUGUGAUGUACACAGUAUAUGUUAAUGUUUCACGUUUGUACAUAGCAAAGUUAUCUUGAGUACCUCAAUGUUUGAAAUCUUUGCUCAAGCAUCCCACAUUUAACACUGUGCCUUUAAUAAUUGUUUAUAUUUUUUCUGUAAUUUAUAAAAUGAAGUUAAGUUUGAUAUUAAUUAAAUGUUUGUUUUUGUAUUUACCACAGUGUACAGUAAUAUAUUUUAUUGUACAUAUUUGAUAUGUUGAUCACUAUUGUAAAAAUGCAAAAAAUAUUGUUGAAUAUCCAAAGACUUGUUAAAAUAUAUAUAUGAAUAAAAAUGCUUGUUAA
Cherax quadricarinatus is the source of this 5042-nucleotide messenger RNA. Its product is annotated as aquaporin-11. The record is from RefSeq and is a predicted model, not a curated record. NCBI's taxonomy places the organism in Eukaryota, Metazoa, Arthropoda, Malacostraca, Decapoda, Parastacidae. Gene Ontology annotation, cellular component: cytoplasm. Gene Ontology annotation, molecular function: channel activity.